AUGUCUCCAUUUUUCUCUUUAUUUUUAUUUUUAUUAUUUUGUAUAUCUAAUAAUGAAACAGCUAAAAUUCUUUUUACUUUUUAUCAUGAUCGAGGUAGUCAUUUUGGAUCAAUGCUGCCUUUGAUGGAAAAAUUAGCCUCUAAUGGUCAUUCAGUUUAUGCUUUGGAUACUAUAUUUUCAAUUAACAAAUCUAAAUUAAUUAAUUACCAUCGAGCACAAUUGCCACAAGACGAUGAAGGGGAAGAAGCUAAAAAGGCUUUUGCUCAUUUCCUUUGGUGUGAAACAGAUUCCUCGGUUACUCUUGAUGAAUUCUUUGAACAUGGAGACAAUAAAAUUGGAAUAUUAAUGAUUAACCACACAGAAAAGGCAAAAAUAAAAUUAAAUAAAAAUAUUUUGAAAAUAAUUUUUUAAAAUUAUAAAAAAUCUAAUCCGAAUUAUCAGAAAAUAUUUUUAAAACUUAUUUUAAUUCUCCUGAUUCUGUUCUAAUUAUCAUUUUAUCUUAACCUAUUUGUUUAUUUUUUAUUGUAUUAACAAUUUAUUCUCAAUAGCUUUAAAAAAAUUUUUUAGGAAUUGUUAGAUUAUUUCAAGUCACUUUUCUCUUUCUCCUCAAAACAACUAACAAUAAGAGUCCCCCUCUGCCCAGGGAACCUCUUUUUUUAUUUCCAGCCCUCCUUUAUUUUAAUUUCAACACAACAUUUUCAAUUAUUUAUCGUAUUAUCUUGCACCAUUUUAUUUUUCUUCUCCUUUUUUUCCUUCUUUCAAAAAAGUUUAG
Molecule: messenger RNA, 772 nt
Organism: Meloidogyne enterolobii
Lineage: Eukaryota; Metazoa; Nematoda; Chromadorea; Rhabditida; Meloidogynidae
Source: the annotation of a GenBank genome assembly